Messenger RNA from Cladophialophora bantiana CBS 173.52, 807 nucleotides. RefSeq lists its product as uncharacterized. Lineage: Eukaryota; Fungi; Ascomycota; Eurotiomycetes; Chaetothyriales; Herpotrichiellaceae. The transcript is spliced from 5 exons. Gene Ontology annotation, molecular function: protein binding. The coding region runs from base 1 to 807 and encodes 268 amino acids. The record is from RefSeq and is a predicted model, not a curated record.
AUGUUGUUCGACGAACGGAUACACUUUCUUCACGAAAUUGAGACAAGACGAUGCCACAAGUCCGAGAGCAUUACGGGGUUUAUCAGUCAUCACUACUCGAGAAGUCGCAUUAGACUUAAAAUUGACUACAAGAUCCUCGAAAAAGGAAACGGCCUAUUCGCAAGCCACAACAUUAAACGCGGAGACGUGAUUGCUUUUGAAUACCCCAUUCUGGUUUGUAACGACGACGUUCUGGACGCAUUGUCAUGGCAAGAGCAAGAAGAGUUAUUGAGGAUCGCUGUAUCCAGACUUCCUCAUUCAAGUCAGAAACUGCUUUACCAUCUGACUAGUCGUUCCAAAGACCCAUUUCUCUACCUGACAGGUAUUCUGUUCAACAAUGCUGGAUUCUCUUCGCGUUUCCACAGUUACGACCACUCUCUUUUGUAUCCUGAAAUAUCACUUCUCAACCACGACUGUGCUCCAAAUUCGCGAAUUCGUAUCAACGACGACGAUUUCGCUGUAACAGUCGAGGCAGUGCGCGGCAUCACAUCCGGGGAGGAGAUUACUAUUUCGUACUUAUCGCUCUUGAACUUAACCGGGGUACAUUUUCAACCAUUCGCAAAACGGCAACGAAGCCUAAGGGGCUUAUUUGGAUUCCAAUGCCUUUGCUCCCGAUGCUCAGAAGGAGAGUCGUACGACUAUCUCCUUGAGCGAAUUGUAGACCUUCGGGAGGCUUCCUACACUAACACAGGCAUUUCAACCAUUGAAGAAGAGGCGACACUUAGGGCCUUGUACGAAAGAAUUGGUUUGCAAAUUACAGAGCUUUAA